AUGAGGUAUUACAUAUAUAUAAUUACCUUUGUUCUGUUCCUUUUGAAAGAUUUGGACGGAUCAGGUGUUACACAAACCUUAAGAUUUACACGGGAUACUUCAAGUGCAUCAGUACAAGAACCCCGUACCUGCAGCACAUGGGGACAAGGAGCAUUCAAGACUUUCACUGACGACUUUUAUUAUUUUACAUCAAAUUGUAGUUAUAUUCUGAGUCGCCAAUGCAAAGGUGACAAAGAAGAUUUUAAUGUGGAAAUUUUGCGUGACGCACAUGGCAAUUUAGAACACAUUUUCAUGAAAAUUGAAGACAGUUCUAUCGUUGUGGCAAAUGGUGAAAUCAAGGUUAAAAACAACAUAGUUUCAUUGCCAUACAAUGACAAGUUGAUUGAUAUACAGCAAUACGGAACUGAAGUACGCUUUUCAAACAAGAAACAUACUGUAUCUGUGAUCUGGAAUUAUAAUGAUGCACUGUCGAUAACUGUAGAUGUUCAAUACCAAGGGAAGUUAUGUGGACUUUGUGGACCUUUUGAUGAAAGUGUCUUAUCAACUUAUGAUUACCAGCAUACCCUACAGGCCAACCUGGAUACACAGAAUUCCUGUACAACUGUGUUCCCAGAAGAAACCACCUGUGAGUCCACUAAGGUAUGUUCGGAAAUCCCAAAGCAUUUCAAGUCAUGUUCUUCCGAGGUCAUCAACAAUAGAUUAAUGAAGAUGUGUCAGAUGAGUGUUUGUGCUUGUAGAGGAGCACCACGGUGUCAUUGUGCCAGCUUUGAAAGAGCAGCAAGGCAAUGCAUACAUGUAAAUCCACCAAUGUGGAAUACAUGGAGGGAUACUUAUAACUGCACACGCCCCAGCUGCCCAGGAAAUCAAGUUUUCCAAGAAUGUGGUCCGGCCUGUAUGCCCACAUGCACCGACCCAAACUCUCAACAACAGUGUGAUCAAUGUAUUAAUACAUGCGGUUGUAAAGCAGGUUUAGUCCUUGAUAACCUCAGAGGUGGUAACAGAUGCAUCAGUCAAGAAGAUUGUCCUUGUGAAUACAAUGGAGAAAUUUAUAGCGCUGGAAAAGAAAGAAAUUCUUUAUGCCAGUCAUGCACCUGUGAAGGUGGAAUGUGGGAUUGUAUCGAUCUUAACUGUCCUGGAACUUGCAAAAUUGAAGAAGGAACUCAUAUCACAACAUUUGACGGCACAUACUAUAAUCUAAUUGGAGAUUGCUCAUAUUAUGCUGUUGUUACGAAGGACUGGUCAGUGAAAAUUGAAAUGCAUCCAUGUAAUGCAGCAUACAAACAGACAUGUUUACAGCGAGUUACAUACACAAUACACCAGAACAUUUACACAAUUAAUAAUGAUGGCACUGUUCAACAUAAUGGAAAUACUAUGGAAUUGCCUCUUGGAAAUGGCAAUAUAAUGAUAUUUGAGCAGUCGUCACAUUACAUUCAAAUGCACGCAAAAUCUGGACUGAAGAUGCAAAUACAGAUAUCUCCCAUCAUGCAGCUUUACAUCUCACUGCCCAAAAGUGCCCAAGGAAGUACAAAAGGUUUAUGUGGCACCUUCAACGACAAUGCAGAAGAUGACUUUCUAUCUGCACAGAACAUUGUGGAACACACUUUCAUCCCAUUCAGUGACUCAUGGAAAGAUAAUGAGAAAUGCCCUUUACCAAAAUUGAAUCCAGUCUGUGUUAGCUCAGAAAAUGAAAACUUUGCCAAGGAACAUUGUGCCUAUUUGAAAGACCCCACAGGAGCUUUCUCCAGGUGCCAUGCCAUGGUAGAAUUUGAUAGGUAUUAUGAAAUGUGUAAAGCUGCCUCAUGUCACUGCAAGAAGGUCAGUGACUGUGUGUGUGCUGCAUUGGGAGCCUAUGCUCAUGCUUGUGCUUCAAAGGGCAUCACUGUGAAGAACUGGAGAAGAUCUGUGUGCAGAGUAAGUUGCCCCACUACACAAAUCUAUCACCACAAUGUGAGGGCUUGCAAUCGUACGUGCCAAUUUCUCUCAAGUCCUGAUUUCACUUGUGAGCUUCAAGAUGUUCCUGUUGAUGGUUGUGGCUGUGCUGAGGGACUGUACAUGAAUGAUAAGAAAGAAUGUGUGAACAGAGCACAAUGCCCCUGUUAUGUAAAUGGAAUGAUUAUACCACAAAACGAAAUUAUUUCUUUGAAUGGAAUGGAAUGUUUCUGUCUCAACGGAGUUCCUUCCUGUCCUAAUAGAAACAAAACACUCAUCUUAAAAGAUUGCAAGAAACAAAAUAAAGUAUUUUCGGAUUGUGAAAUUGCUGGUGAAUGCAAGAGGACAUGUGAAACUCUAAAUAAACCAUGUUCAAAACCAUGUGUCCCUGGGUGUGUCUGCCCAAAAGGAUUGGUAGAAGAUUCCAGUGGAAGAUGCAUUGCACCAUUCCAAUGUCCUUGUUUAUUUGGAGGUGAAAAAUUUUUGCCUGGAGAAACAAUCAAAAGUGACUGCAAUACAUGCAAAUGCAAAGGUGGAAUUUGGAAUUGCACCAACGAUCCAUGUCCAAAGACCUGCCAUGUUUACGGAGAUGGGCACUACAUAACCUUUGAUGGAAAACGAUACAGCUUUGAUGGAAACUGUGAAUAUAUCUUUGUUGAGGAUCAGUGUCUACAGGACUCCGGCACAUUCCAAAUACUGACAGAAAGUGUUUCCUGUUGUGCAAAAGGAGUUACGUGUUCAAGGAAUAUCCGAAUCUUAUUUGAGGAAAAGGAAAUAAUUCUGCUAAGUGAAAGUGGUGUGAGUGAAGUGUCGCUUCGCGAUAACCAGUGCACAGAUAAAUCAUACUCGGUUCACACUGUUGGACUCUACUUAGUCUUGACAUUUUCCAAUGGAAUCACUGUGAUAUGGGACAAACGUACAAGAUUUUCAGUCACAUUGGAUCCUAGAUGGAAGAAUAAAGUUUGUGGUCUUUGUGGAAAUUUCAACGAUGAGCUUGAAGAUGAUUUGUCAACAAAGGGGAAUUCCUUGAUGACCAACUUUGUGGAGUUUGGGAACAGUUGGAAGUCCAUGCGAUCAUGUGCCAAUGCAUUAAGUCGAACAUUUCCUUGUGAAAACAAUCCAUAUUGUUUAGCUUGGGCUCAGAAGAGGUGCAGCAUAAUUACUGGUCCCAUCUUUCAAGCCUGUCAUAAAAUAGUUGACCCAACUCCAUAUUAUGAAGCUUGUGUCCAAGAAGCUUGCGCCUGUGAUAUGGAGGGAAAAUAUUUGGGUUUGUGCACUGCUAUUGCAGUGUAUGCAGAAGCAUGUAACAAAGCCAAUGUUUGUAUUCACUGGAGAACUCCAGAUCUGUGCCCUGUGUUCUGUGAAUAUUAUAACACCCCUGACGGCUGCAUUUGGCACUAUCAGCCAUGUGGAACAGUAACAACAAAAACAUGCUUAAGCCAUUUCAUUGGAAAAAAGUAUUCUGCAGUUCUUGAAGGUUGCUAUGCCAAGUGUCCAGAUAAUGCUCCUUACUUGGAUGAAAAUACUAUGAAAUGUGUUACAUUACCUCGGUGCACAUGUUAUUAUGAAGGAAGGAUUUUACAACCCGGUGAAAUAACAAUGAAUGAUUGUGAAGAAUGUGUGUGCCACAACGGAAUCACAACUUGCAGACAAGUAACAACAGCAGCAACAACAACCACUGAAUCUACGACCAGUUCAACAACAGAAGAAACAACAACAACACCAACCACAACUAAAUCUACGACCACUUCAACAACAGUAGAAACAACAACACCAACAACAACAACCACAACUGAAUCUACGACCACUUCAACAACAGGAGAGACAACUACCACAACGACACCAAGCACCACUACUUCCACAAUAGUAGAAACAACAACACCAACAAUAACAACCACAACUGAAUCUACGACCACUUCAACAACAGUAGAAACAACAACACCAACAACAACAACCACAACUGAAUCUACGACCACUUCAACAACAGUAGAAACAACAACACCAACAACAACAACCACAACUGAAUCUACGACCACUUCAACAACAGAAACAACAACACCAACAACAACAACCACAACUGAAUCUACGACCACUUCAACAACAGAAGAGACAACUACCACAACGACACCAAGCACCACUACUUCCACAAUAGUAGAAACAACAACACCAACAACAACAACCACAACUGAAUCUACGACCACUUCAACAACAGUAGAAACAACAACACCAACAACAACAACCACAACUGAAUCUACGACCACUUCAACAACAGUAGAAACAACAACACCAACAAUAACAACCACAACUGAAUCUACGACCACUUCAACAACAGUAGAAACAACAACACCAACAACAACAACCACAACUGAAUCUACGACCACUUCAACAACAGUAGAAACAACAACACCAACAACAACAACCACAACUGAAUCUACGACCACUUCAACAACAGUAGAAACAACAACACCAACAACAACAACCACAACUGAAUCUACGACCACUUCAACAACAGAAGAGACAACUACCACAACGACACCAAAAACAACAACACCAACAAUAACAACCACAACUGAAUCUACGACCACUUCAACAACAGAAACAACAACACCAACAACAACAACCACAACUGAAUCUACGACCACUUCAACAACAGUUGAAACAACAACACCAACAACAACAACCACAACUGAAUCUACGACCACUUCAACAACAGUAGAAACAACAACACCAACAAUAACAACCACAACUGAAUCUACGACCACUUCAACAACAGUUGAAACAACAACACCAACAACAACAACCACAACUGAAUCUACGACCACUUCAACAACAGUAGAAACAACGACACCAACAACAACAACCACAACUGAAUCUACGACCACUUCAACAACAGGAGAGACAACUACCACAAUGACACCAAGCACCACUACUUCCACAAUAGUUGAAACAACAACACCAACAACAACAACCACAACUGAAUCUACGACCACUUCAGCAACAGUAGAAACAACAACACCAACAACAACAACCACACCUGAAUCUACGACCACUUCAACAACAGAAAAAACAUCAACACCGACAACCACCAUCGAAACUACAACUGAGCCCUAUUGUCCAGGUGAAUGGAGUCCUUGGAUCAAUAAAAAUACACCAUCUCCACUCAAUCCAAAUGAUUAUGAGUCGCUGAAACCAGGAGGCAAACCAUUGUGUCAACCUUCUUAUAAAAUUACAAACAUUCAGUGCCAGUUUGCCAACAAAUCUGACUGGCCACUCAGUUUAUCAUCGAAUGUUGUGACAUGCAAUACAGACAUAGGGCUGAUGUGUAGUGUCUCUGACAAAACUGUGGGAGAUUUGUGUAAUGACUACAGAAUUAGAGUUUGCUGUGAGCCAACUGAAGAGACUACGACUGUCCCCACUACAACUGCUAGUGAAGAAUGUUUCUGUGAUACAAAUCCACGAAGAAAGUGCAAUGAAACAUGGAAAGAAAACUGCGCAACCCAUACUUGUGUUAAAGACGUAAUGUUCAAAAUUGAACAUGUUGCCUGUGAAAUGCCUUUGAAACCAAAGUGUUACAAUGGAUUAAGACCUGUCAGAGUUAAAACCGAAGAUGGUUGCUGUUCAGCAUGGGAUUGUGAAUAUGAUUGUCAUGUAUGGGGAGGUCGACAUUAUCGUACCUUUGAUGGUAUAUUCUAUAACUUCUUUGAAAAUUGUGCACAUAUUCUUGUGCAAGAAAUUGUACCAAAAUACAACUUUACUGUGAUACUUGAUAAUUAUUACUGCACAUCAUCAAUGCCCAAAACCUGCCGCCGAACAUUAAUUAUCCAUUAUGGAGGAAAUGUCAUACAUCUGCUUUCUGGAUAUCAACCCAGCGUGCUAUUCAAUGGUAUACCUGUGAGUUUCCCAUAUGAUGCAGAAGGAGUUAACAUUUCAAGGAUGGGUUUCAAUGUACGCAUUAGUCUUCCUUACAUUCGAACCACUAUUACUGGUCACAAACAUAAUUUCAGGAUCCAAGUACCAGAGCAGUAUUUCCUAGACAACACACAAGGACAAUGUGGUUAUAUUUCCAAAAACAAGAAUGAUGAUUGUAGAAGAAGGGAUGGAAAAGUAGAGCCUCCUAACUGCUGUCACAAAACUGCUUUUGACUGGAAAAUCGAUGAUCCCAAUAAACCACAAUGUAGAACAGCACCUACAAAUGUGCCUUGCACUCCUCCUCCCCCUCCUCCAUCAUGUAAACGUGCAGCUGUGUGUGAUGUCCUAAAGGAAGAAGUAUUCAGCACGUGUAGCAACAAUAUGUAUUUUGACUACUACUACAAGGCAUGUCAGUUUGACAAUUGUGAGAUGAAUGGAAGAAAAAAUUGUUCCAGCCAAGAAGACGGGAGUUGUGAAUCAGGUUCACGUUCUGCAGAAGAUUUGGAUUCAGGUUCUAAAGAACAGAUGGGCUCAGGUUCUAAAGAACAGAUGGGCUCAGGUUCUAAAGAAAAGUCAGGCAAAGGUUCUAAAGAAAAGUCGGGCUCAGGUUCUAAAGAAAAUUCGGGCAAAGGUUCUAAAGAAAAGUCGGGCUCAGGUUCUAAAGAACAGAUGGGCUCAGGUUCUAAAGAACAGAUGGGCUCAGGUUCUAAAGAAAAGUCAGGCAAAGGUUCUAAAGAAAAGUCGGGCUCAGGUUCUAAAGAAAAUUCGGGCAAAGGUUCUAAAGAAAAGUCGGGCUCAGGUUCUAAAGAACAGAUGGGCUCAGGUUCUAAAGAAAAGUCAGGCAAAGGUUCUAAAGAAAAAUCGGGCUCAGGUUCUUCAGAAGAUGAUUGCUCCAGUCGUGAAGGUGAUAAGUGUAAGUCGAACACCCCGAAAAUUGAUUGUUCCAGCCUUGAAGCAGCUGCUGAAAUGUGUAGAAGAGCUGGGUCAUGUGUUGACUGGAGAACAUCUACAAAUGGAUUAUGCGACCAUGUUUGUCCAAAUGGCUUCAUCUAUAAGGCCUGUUCGAGUCAUAAUCACAAUUAUUGCAAGAACAAUAUGAUGAUAUUGGGAGACAAAUUCGAUACGCCCACUGAAGGAUGCUUUUGUCCAGAUGGAAUGAUGCUAUCUGAAGAUGAAACCCAGUGUGUUCCUUCAUGUAUUAGAUGCGAAGACUUUUCAGGAAGAUUAAGAAAUGAAGGUGAAACUUGGUUUCACCCCAAUAACACAUGUGUACACUUCACAUGUACAAAAGGUGUGGUUGUAGAGACUAAAAUAACAUGUUCUUCUCAAUCAAGCUGUGAUGAGGCUUCUAAAGUAUGGGAUGAAUUCCACUGCUGCUAUCAAUGUCCCUUAGAAGUCCAACGAUGUGCAGUUCAACCUAAGCGGAUUAAAUUAACCAAGGAUGUUUGUUCAGCAUUUGUUGAAGUGAACUCAUGUGAAGGAUUCUGCAGGUCAUUCUCCAUAUUUAAUUCCAUGAAAAAUGGCAUGAUGCACAAAUGUGAAUGUUGUCAAGAAAAUGAAGUAGAGGAAAAAGAAACAACACUGAACUGCCACGAUGGAAAAACUAUGAAGUACAAGUACUCCUCUGCAAAGACUUGCACAUGUAAACUUUGCAAAGACAAACCAGUCUUUGCAAAACUGUAGGUUUGCACAUCUAGUCAACUGCAAAAAAAUUAAUGUGAUUACAUCUUAAAUGAUACAGAAAUUUUAAAAUGUUUAGUAUGUGUAUUUAUCUUUGGUAGAAUAAGCAAUUGAUUAUUGGUGAUUUUAAGAAAAAAUAUUUGCUAUCUAUAUUUGCUUAUGUGGUGAAAGUAGGAAUGUACUCUAAAUCAUACCUUCUGUUAGA
Molecule: messenger RNA, 7723 nt
Organism: Hypanus sabinus (Atlantic stingray)
Lineage: Eukaryota; Metazoa; Chordata; Chondrichthyes; Myliobatiformes; Dasyatidae
Product: mucin-2-like
Exons: 67
Coding region: 1-7521 (2506 amino acids)
Cellular component (GO): extracellular matrix
Molecular function (GO): protein binding
Source: RefSeq, a predicted model, not a curated record